Messenger RNA from Amborella trichopoda, 4672 nucleotides. Lineage: Eukaryota; Viridiplantae; Streptophyta; Magnoliopsida; Amborellales; Amborellaceae. The record is from RefSeq and is a predicted model, not a curated record.
UUUUUCUUCAGCGCUUCAAUUUUAGGGUUUUGAUUCCCUACUCUAUUCAUUAAUCAAGAUUUUGAUUCCAGAUAUUGUCACGUUUGAGCAUAUUUUUGUUGAGGUUUUAUGUUUGCGAUUGCUUUGAGGGUGUUGAGAGCGUAGUUAUUUUUGGGAAUAGCAGUGGGGGAGUUUGUGGUUUCAUUUUUUUUGUGUCGAAAACUGAGGUUGUAGUGUUAGGGUUUGAGAUUUUUGUGUUUGUGUUUGUGAUUGGGUUUAUGGGUGAGAAAAGUGUAGGUUUUGGAUGAUAAGGAUUGGGAUUUUUUGAAGGUUAAGAUUGGUAAUUAAUUUUGCGGUAUACUGGAUAUUUGGGUUUUGGAUUUUAUCAGAUUGGACUGGGCGUGAUAUCUAGGGUUUUGGAGGAUUUGGGGUUUAUAUUUAUCAAUGGAGUUCCUCACUGGAGUUGCAGAGAAAUGAAAUUGGGUUUAGGGAGAUUGGGUUUCAUAUUUCUAACCCGAUUCAUGGCAAAGGGAGUAUUUAUGGGGUUUCCAGGGCGUUAGGUUUUGCAGUUCCCAUUGGGUUUGCUGAAAGUGGUGGAUGAUUAGGGCUUUGCGUACUUAAGCAAAGGGGGAUAAGACAACAUGGCGGCGUUAGAAGAUGACAUAGCCAGGAUUCAAGAAGAGAGGAGGAAGAAGGAGAAGGAGCUCGCUUCCCUAACAACUGUGACAUUUGAUGCCGAUCUCUAUGGUGGGGGCAACAAAUUUGAGGGCUAUGAGCUCUCAAUUCCUGUCAAUGAAGAUGAGGAAGAAAAUCAAGAUGUAGGCGAGCGUGCAGUUGCCCGCAAACUUGCUUCAUACACUGCCCCAAAAUCUGUCUUAAAUGAGGUGCCCAAAGGGGGUGAAGAAGAUGACGUGGGUUUCAAAAAACCCCAAAGAAUCAUUGAUCGAGAAGAUGAUUAUAGAAGGAGAAGGCUUAAUCGAAUCAUCUCGCCUGAUCGAAAUGAUGCCUUUGCGAUGGGAGACAAGACCCCUGAUGCAUCGGUGAGGACCUUCGCUGAUGUCAUGAAAGAGGAGUCCAUUAAGAGAGAGAAAGAGAAGGAAAGGGAGGAGAAAAUGCGCCUUGCGAAGAAGCAAGAAGAAGAGGAGAGGGAGAAGGCUAGCGAUGGUGUUUCUCAAGUUGCGGGUGCUCAAAAACGAAGAAAUCGAUGGGACCAAUCUCAAGAGGCUCAAGAAAGUGUGAAAAAACCCAAAGUUUCAGAUUGGGAUGCUCCUGAUGCUACACCGGGGAUAAGUCGUUGGGAUGCUACUCCAACUCCGGGUCGAGCUGAAGCUGUAACUCCAGCUACUGGGUCAAGGAGAAAUAGAUGGGAUGAGACACCAACACCAGGAAGGUUGGCUGAUUCCGAUGCUACACCAGUUGGUGGUGUAACGCCUGGUGCUACACCAGCAGGCAUGGCUUGGGAUGCAACUCCAAAGCUUUCGGGUGUGGCUACUCCAACACCCAAAAGGCAACGAUCUCGAUGGGAUGAGACCCCUGCAACAAUGGGUUCUUCUACUCCUCUUCCUGGUGCUACCCCAACUGCCUUUACGCCAGGCAUUACUCCAGUUGGUGGGGUUGAUCUCGCUACUCCGACACCCGGUGCUAUUAAUAUAAGAGGGGCAAUGACACCUGAACAGUAUAAUUUGUUGAGGUGGGAGAAGGACAUAGAAGACAGAAAUAGGCCUCUGAGUGAUGAGGAGUUGGAUGCGAUGUUUCCUCAGGAGGGUUAUAAGAUUUUGGAGCCACCGGCUUCAUAUGUACCUAUAAGGACACCAGCAAGGAAGCUCCUUACCACCCCAACCCCUAUGGGUACACCUUUGUAUUCAAUUCCUGAAGAGAAUAGGGGGCAGCAGUUUGAUGUACCCAAGGAGGCUCCUGGUGGGCUGCCAUUUAUGAAACCUGAGGAUUAUCAAUACUUUGGGGCUUUGUUGAAUGAGGAAGAUGAAGAGGAAUUGUCACCAGAUGAGCAAAAGGAGAGGAAGAUCAUGAAACUCUUGCUGAAGGUGAAGAAUGGUACUCCUCCACAAAGGAAAACAGCACUAAGGCAGCUCACUGACAAGGCUCGAGAAUUUGGGGCAGGUCCACUUUUUAACAGGAUUUUGCCGUUGCUCAUGUCUCCUACUCUCGAGGACCAGGAGAGGCAUCUUUUGGUUAAGGUCAUUGAUAGAGUGCUUUACAAGCUUGAUGAACUAGUCAGGCCUUUUGUGCACAAGAUACUGGUGGUUAUUGAGCCACUCCUUAUUGAUGAGGACUACUAUGCCAGAGUUGAGGGAAGAGAGAUCAUCUCGAAUCUUAGCAAGGCUGCUGGUUUGGCUACCAUGAUUGCAGCUAUGAGGCCUGAUAUUGAUAACAUAGAUGAGUAUGUUAGGAAUACAACAGCAAGGGCCUUCAGUGUCGUGGCUUCUGCACUUGGGAUUCCUGCUCUAUUGCCCUUUUUGAAGGCAGUCUGUCAGAGUAAGAAAUCAUGGCAAGCUAGGCACACUGGUAUUAAGAUCGUGCAGCAAAUUGCCAUUCUCAUGGGUUGUGCAGUUCUUCCCCAUCUGAGGUCUUUAGUGGAGAUCAUAGAGCAUGGGUUGAAUGAUGAGAACCAAAAGGUGCGAACCAUUACUGCUUUAUCACUUGCUGCCCUUGCCGAAGCUGCUGCUCCUUAUGGUAUUGAGAGUUUCGAUUCAGUUUUGAAGCCUUUGUGGAAAGGUAUAAGGUCCCACAGGGGCAAGGUCCUUGCUGCUUUCUUGAAGGCCAUUGGUUUUAUCAUCCCUCUCAUGGAUGCGAUGUAUGCCAGCUACUAUACAAAGGAAGUUAUGGUCAUAUUGAUUCGAGAGUUCCAGUCUCCCGAUGAGGAGAUGAAGAAGAUUGUUUUGAAGGUUGUUAAGCAGUGUGUGAGCACUGAGGGGGUGGAGGCUGAUUAUAUCAGGACUGAGAUUUUGCCCGAAUUCUUCAGAAACUUUUGGGUCAGGAGGAUGGCCUUGGAUCGUCGCAAUUAUAGACAGUUGGUCGAUACUACUGUAGAGAUCGCUAACAAGGUUGGUGUGGCUGAUAUUGUUGGAAGGAUCGUUGAGGACCUCAAGGAUGAAAGUGAGCCAUACAGGCGUAUGGUUAUGGAGACAAUCGAGAAAGUUGUUGCUAACUUGGGGGCUUCCGAUAUAAACCCUCGCUUGGAGGAGAACUUAAUUGAUGGAAUCUUAUAUGCUUUCCAAGAGCAAACAAGCGAUGAUGCCAAUGUUAUGCUCAAUGGGUUUGGAGCAGUGGUCAAUGCCCUAGGACAGAGGGUGAAGCCCUACCUGCCCCAAAUUUGUGGUACCAUUAAAUGGCGUUUGAAUAAUAAGAGUGCAAAAGUGAGGCAGCAAGCUGCUGAUCUCAUCUCUAGGAUUGCGGUGGUUAUGAAGCAAUGCCAAGAAGAACAACUAAUGGGUCACUUGGGUGUGGUGCUUUAUGAGUAUCUUGGAGAAGAAUACCCUGAAGUCUUGGGUUCUAUACUAGGGGCAUUAAAGGCUAUCGUGAAUGUUAUUGGAAUGACGAAAAUGACUCCACCCAUCAAGGAUUUGCUUCCCCGAUUGACUCCCAUAUUGAAGAAUCGACAUGAGAAGGUGCAAGAGAACUGCAUUGACCUUGUUGGUAGGAUUGCUGAUCGUGGGGCAGAGUUUGUGCCUGCAAGAGAGUGGAUGAGAAUUUGUUUUGAGCUUCUCGAGAUGCUCAAGGCCCACAAGAAGGGAAUCCGAAGGGCUACUGUUAACACCUUUGGGUAUAUUGCUAAGGCCAUAGGGCCACAAGAUGUCUUGGCCACCCUACUGAACAACCUAAAGGUUCAGGAGAGGCAAAAUCGUGUUUGCACCACUGUGGCGAUUGCCAUUGUUGCUGAGACCUGUUCCCCGUUCACGGUCUUGCCUGCUCUUAUGAAUGAGUAUAGAGUUCCCGAGCUUAAUGUACAAAAUGGGGUUCUCAAAUCUCUCUCUUUCUUGUUUGAGUAUAUUGGGGAGAUGGGAAAGGAUUAUAUAUAUGCAGUGACUCCAUUGCUCGAGGAUGCUUUAAUGGAUAGGGACCUGGUUCAUCGGCAGACUGCUGCCUCUGCUGUGAAGCACAUGGCUUUGGGUGUUGCAGGGUUGGGUUGUGAGGAUGCUUUGGUUCACCUGCUAAAUUAUGUGUGGCCAAAUAUAUUCGAGACCUCCCCCCAUGUGAUUAAUGCAGUCAUGGAAGCAAUUGAAGGGAUGAGAGUUGCUCUGGGUCCUGCUGCUGUUCUAAACUACUGUCUUCAAGGGUUGUUUCAUCCAGCUAGAAAAGUUAGGGAGGUUUAUUGGAAAAUUUAUAACUCUUUGUACAUUGGUGCUCAAGAUGGGCUUGUGGCUGCUUAUCCUGUGUUAGAGGAUGAGGGGAGUAAUAUAUUCAGUAGGCCAGAGUUGAUGAUGUUUGUUUAGAUGAAAGCUAAAUAUGGUGUAGGAUCUACAUUUUCCUGUACGUGCCAUUGAACAUGAAGGCCAUUGGCUCCCCUUUUUACUUUUUUAGGUAUUCCUGCUCAUGUAAUAACAAUAUCUCCAAGUAUUUGAUGUAUCCUUUUGUUUGUGUUUUUCUCUUGGUUGGUUGAAGCUGUCUACGUUUGAUACCCUUAUUUUCUGUAUCAUAUGGCUGAUCUUCAAUGUAUGAACGUAUCUCUUGUUAA